This is a messenger RNA of Hippoglossus stenolepis (Pacific halibut), 1638 nucleotides long. It is a transcript of the gene ndufaf1, whose product is annotated as NADH:ubiquinone oxidoreductase complex assembly factor 1. The transcript has 6 exons. The coding region runs from base 472 to 1383 and encodes 303 amino acids. Gene Ontology annotation, cellular component: mitochondrion. Gene Ontology annotation, biological process: mitochondrial electron transport, NADH to ubiquinone; mitochondrial respiratory chain complex I assembly. NCBI's taxonomy places the organism in Eukaryota, Metazoa, Chordata, Actinopteri, Pleuronectiformes, Pleuronectidae. The record is from RefSeq and is a predicted model, not a curated record.
GCGGCGGAGUAAAAAUAAGUGUCCAUCUUCGUCCUUCUCCUGUUGUUUCACAGAUUAGUUGAAAGGGGUCAAAUGGGGAAAUAACCCAUAAUCAAUCGAGGAAGGAACUACAUGUGUAUAGUGUGUGUAUCAGUCAGGACGGAAGUUUGCGGUGCACGCAAGCUGCGUUCAAGAUCCGCGACGAUUCGACCUUUAACUGUUGAGCAGCCGUGUCCCCGUAGCUGCUCGGGGUGCGUGGGUCCUGAACGCACCUCCGCGUGUAGACCCCUGGGUGUGUUAACGUGUAGCAGCGGUUUGAUUCAGUUGUUUGUCAUUGACACCAGCGACAUGAAGAGAUGUGUUCACGAUGGAGUGAAGCUUAACGACGAGCAGCUUCCUGAACAACAUGGCCCCGAGGAGGUCAACAAUAAUAUAAGCCCCAUUCAAAACAGCUGCUAUUUACUGCAGUGACUCGUCCUGAUCAACAGUGAAAUGUCCCUGAGUAAGAUCACACGUUUCCCCUCAGCGAGGCUGCUGAGCUCCAUCCACCAGCAGCAGCUGCUUCUCCCCCCCGUCAGCCCGCUCACUGUGCCCACAAGAGCUGUGAUCCAGGGGGAGUACAGACGACCCGGGAAGCCCAAGGAAGACAAGUUUCCAUGGCAGAAGAUUAACUUUAACUUCUCCAAAGGUUUGGGGGGAAUAAAGAAGCAUUUCAUGCUGCUGAAGACGGAGUUCUCUGACCGCUGGGUCGGUCCAGAGGGCAAACCGGUGCUUGAGCACAUGCUGGAGCAGAACAGAGUGAUGUGGGAGUUCAGAGGUCCAGAGAGCCUGGAGGAGUGGACCGUAUCCUCGGAUCAUGAGAUAGGAGGCCAGAGUGAAGCCCACCUGAAGCUGGGCAAGAACAACACCUGUUUUCUGCACGGGAGCCUGAGCUCCACUCCUCCGAGGGACGGAGAAACACGCUACAGUGGCUACUGCACCAUGCGCUCCAAACAACCACUGUUUUCAUUUGACAGGAAGAAGCACCACGACUGGUCCAGUUUCAACACCCUGCACCUGCGGGUACGCGGCGAUGGUCGUCCAUGGAUGAUCAACAUCGCCACAGAAACCUACUUCUCUCACCAGAGAGACGACAUAUACAGUUACUUUCUGUACACCAGAGGAGGACCCUACUGGCAAGACGUCAAGAUUCCUUUCUCCAAGUUCUUCCUGACACAUCGUGGGAGGAUACAAGAUGAUCAGCAUCAUCUCUGGCUGGACAAGGUCAACACUGUUGGAUUUACUUUGGGAGAUAAAGCAGACGGUCCGUUCCAGCUGGAGAUCGACUUCAUUGGCGUCUGCAAAGAUUACGCUCACACUGAGGAGUUUGCCUACGAGGUUUACAAGAGGAAUCCUGAAGUUUGAGACUAUAACUCUGGAGAUGAACUCUUCUGUCAACAAACAAAAUGUACCAACUUCUUGUGUUGGAUAACUGACCUCAUCCAGCACUCUGGGAAACUGGAGCGGGACUAAGAGAACUCGUACGUCAACCAUGAUUAGAGCCCUAUACCCUGAAUGGCUUCUUCUUUGGGUCAUGCAUCACCCUCUUCAAAUUUCAUGGAAAUCAGUUCAGUAGUUUGAGUAAUCCUGCCAGAUGGAAAUAAAGACACUGUAAAUCUG